This is a messenger RNA of Cynoglossus semilaevis (tongue sole), 779 nucleotides long. RefSeq names its product titin-like. Lineage: Eukaryota; Metazoa; Chordata; Actinopteri; Pleuronectiformes; Cynoglossidae. The record is from RefSeq and is a predicted model, not a curated record. The transcript is spliced from 2 exons. The coding region runs from base 114 to 779 and encodes 221 amino acids.
GUAACAGAGACACAGGGGGGGCUUUAUAAACAUCGGUUCUGCUCACUCGCUCUCUCUGCUCCACUCGUUCUCUCAGCCUUGGUCGUCAGAAGAAGCCAGCAGAAAACACCAACAUGCCCAGCAACAGGAAGAAGAACAAGCGCCGCUUGAAGAGGAUGCAGGCCCAAAGGAGAUUCCUCGAACAGCAACACCUGACCAACAUCCAAGCCAAGGCCAGCCCAGAGAUCGCAUUUAGUACCAUCGUGGUGCCUGUUGUGGAACAGAAGGAACCAAAACCAAUGGUGGCACCAGUAGAGACUGAGGCAGUGGCAGACAUCAGCAAAGAAACCCUGGUGGUCUCCGAAGAUGCACCAGUGGUAACUGAGGAAACCAUGGUGCUAACUGAAGAAGUGCCCGUCGUCACUGAAGUUAUCCCAGUUGUCGCAGAAGACAAGACGGUUGUUCCUGAAACACCAGUGGUCACUGAAGAAACACCAGUGGUCGUCGAAGAAACACAAGUCGUCACCGAAGAAACACCAGUGGUCGCCAAAGAAACACCAGUGGUCGCAGAAGAAACACCAGUGGUCGCCAAAGAAACACCAGUGGUCGCAGAAGAAACAAUCGUCGAAGAAACACCAGUGGUCUCGCCAAAGAAACACCAGUGGUCGCAGGAGAAACAUCAGUGGUCGCAGAAGAAACACCAAAAAGGGCUCCUUUUUUUCAGUUUUUAUUGCAUUGAAAAUAUUAGAACCAAUUUCUGUAGAAUGGUCUGGACCACUGUCAUGUUUUUGGAGGCCUAG